Molecule: messenger RNA, 936 nt
Organism: Drosophila hydei
Lineage: Eukaryota; Metazoa; Arthropoda; Insecta; Diptera; Drosophilidae
Gene: CkIIbeta2
Product: casein kinase II subunit beta'
Exons: 3
Coding region: 108-758 (216 amino acids)
Cellular component (GO): protein kinase CK2 complex; cytoplasm
Molecular function (GO): protein kinase regulator activity
Source: RefSeq, a predicted model, not a curated record
GACGAAGGCGAGAGCAGGCGACGGCUUUGCAGUCAGCCAAAUUGGAAUUGUUUUUCGUUUAUUUAUUUAGCUGUAUUUGUGUUUAGCAGUCGCUUAAUUUGGUAACCAUGACAGACUCGGAUGAGGGUGCCUGGAUACCCUGGUUCUGCAGGCAGCGCGGAAACGAAUUUUUCUGCGAAGUGGACGAGGACUAUAUACACGAUAAGUUCAAUCUCAACUUCCUCGACUCGAACGUGAACAACUAUCGCCGUGCGCUGGAGAUAAUACUCGAUCUGGACCAUGAGUCCGCGUCGGAAACACCACCUCAGGCUGAGCUGGAGCAGAGCGCCCAAAAGCUGUAUGGCCUGAUACACGCUCGCUUCAUACUGACAAAUCGUGGCAUUGACCUGAUGCUGGAUAAGUAUCAGAAGAGCGUAUUUGGCUUCUGUCCGCGUGUCUUUUGCCAGCGCCAGCCCGUGCUGCCCAUUGGCUUGAGCGAUAAUCCUGGCGAGGAUAUGGUGCGCAUCUUUUGCCCCAAGUGCAAUGAUGUCUAUGCGCCACGAUCGGGACGACAUGCCGCCAUCGAUGGCGCCUUUUUCGGCACCGGCUUUCCACACAUGCUCUUUAUGGUCAAGCCAGAGGUUCGACCGAAGCGCACCAAGCAAAAGUUUGUGCCUAGAUUAUAUGGUUUUAAGAUACAUCAAGUGGCGAUUCGAGCGUUGAACGAGAAUGUGCCCAUCUUCAAGGACCAUCAGCAAGGCGACGGGGAAAGCAACUGAAUCUUCCACUCGUUCCGUUGCUUGUCAACUUUUCGAUCCCAUAUCCAAAUUGUCUGUGCUUCGGUAACUACAACACCAAUGACAACAGUUGAUUGUCGCUCGUUUGUUUUAUAUUUGUUAGCUGCUUUUCGUUUCUGUUGCCCUUUUGAAAGAAUCUCAUUAAAAAUUGUUAUCGUAA